This is a messenger RNA of Diutina rugosa, 2232 nucleotides long. RefSeq lists its product as uncharacterized. Gene Ontology annotation, biological process: DNA damage checkpoint signaling; DNA repair; regulation of transcription regulatory region DNA binding. The coding region runs from base 1 to 2232 and encodes 743 amino acids. The transcript has a single exon. The record is from RefSeq and is a predicted model, not a curated record. NCBI's taxonomy places the organism in Eukaryota, Fungi, Ascomycota, Pichiomycetes, Serinales, Debaryomycetaceae. Gene Ontology annotation, molecular function: histone H3K79 methyltransferase activity. Gene Ontology annotation, cellular component: nucleus.
AUGCCUCCAGCAAUCAAUUCCUCUGGUAACAGAGUUCACAAACGAAGAAGACCUCUCAAUAGUGGCGGGACCGCAACCACUAAGCCUCAGGGACGCGAUAAUGCAGGGGAGGUUGACCCCCCACGCAUUAUGCCGCCGACGCCGUUUGAAAGAGUUUCGAAAAGAAAACACCCAAAUUCCACAUCGCCAAUCAAAAAGAAUACAUCUGUUGGUGGAAAUGGGGAUGUGAGCAAAACCACAAACAACCUGAAGCUCAACCAUCGUCAUGAAGGGUUGAAUUCAUCACAUGGACUGAAGGCAAACUCACUGUUGAAUGCCACACACGUUACACAGCCGGUAAAACGACGGUCAACGCCGAGACUGCAAUUAUCAACCGAGGAAAUCGUUGAAAGGGAAUUGAAAAAACGACCUUUGAGAAUAAAAACGGUGCUUCGGACUAAUCUCACUAACAAUUAUCUCAUCAAAACGUUCCCUGAUUUACCAUUGUCGAAGGUGGUGGACUACAUCAAACGGCACCACCCUAAUUGUGAGUUUACCCCUGGUGAGAAAGAAUUACUCGAAAAAUUCUUUGAGCGGGACGAAUUGAAUGGUCCUAUGGGAGAAGAAGUUUUUGGCCACUUCCCUAUACGAAGCAAGAAAUACAUCUGUAACAUGUACGGGAGGCUCCAAUAUUGCAAUAUGGAACGGUUCUUACAUUCUCGCUUACAAAUUGUGUCGCUGGCACUGAAAGUGCCUAGAAAAUCGCAACCCAUAAGAGAACCUUUCACCGACGCCUAUGAUCCCAAAAAUAUCAUGAGUGAUACGAGAGUCCCCCUUCACGGCCGCCAGUUUUACUUGCCGGAACUCUAUACCAACCAAAAUCUUCCCGCCAAUCCCAGAUACCCAGAACCAGAUAGCGGUUUCGAUUCAAGGUGUCCCGUUGGAACCGAUGUCCCCAACAUUGACGAUCUGGCUGUGAAGACCUGCAAAAACUCCCCAAAGUGGUUCACCUUACUAUCGGAAAAUUUUUCGCGUUCUUUCGGUGAAAGCAGUAUGAAAUAUUCCCCAGUGAUUAUGUUGCGAUUUUAUUUUUUCCCUGGUCAUUGUGCAAGUUAUACAAUUUGCAACCCGCGUGGCGGAUAUUUUGACCCAAUCAUUCGGAUUGGAAAAUUUUGGCAAGUCUGUUACUCAUUAUAUUUCUCUUACCUGGCUCGUCUUCAAAGUAUAAUUUUCCAGCUUCAAGAAGACUUAAUUGCCGCAUGGAACAAUGACGACGCUUCUGAAAUCCUUUUUCUUGUUGAUAAGUGGAACCUUCUCAUGUUGUUCCUCAGUCCUAACCGACAAGCUGUGGAAAAUAUCGUGAAUAAUAACGAGAUCGAUAUAAACCAAACGUGGCGCAUGCAGCUUUCAGAAAAUGGGGUCAAGCUAAAAUCAGUAACACUCCAGGAUUUAGCCUUAGGCAUCUGGGUUGACGAAAUCAUGGAAAAAUCAAUUCCUCAUACAUUAUUUCCGAAGAGUGAACAGGUUCGAUCUCCGCAGUUUCUGCUUCCACCUAAUUUUUAUGUUCGCUCGAGACAACGUAUUCGGGAACAAAAAACAUUACUGAGACUCGCUGUGCACUUGAUACUUGAUAACGCAUACGCUCGAAUUGUAUCUCCUGAAAAUUCUACCCUUCGGAAAUACACAACUGGCACCCCUGAAGUGUUUGGCGAGCUAUUAUUCCCAUUCGUCUCCGAAAUUUUUACUAUUCUUCAAAUAAAACCCGACCAAUUGUUUUACGACCUAGGAAUGGCUCUUGGUUUGAUUUGCCAUCAAUUGUGGCUUGAAUUCGGAGUAAAGUCGGGUGGGUGUGAAAUAAGAAAAGAUCUUCUGCCUAUAACUAUGGCUUUAGAUAGGUGGUUGACCAACCACCUUUUGAUGCUUGGUAUCCAGCCACAGCAAAUAAACUUUGAACUUGGGAAGCUGUUUGUGGGCAAUCAAAAAGUGGAGAAUGAACUUAAGCACUGCAGUGUGGUUCUUGUACCCAACAAAUUGUUUGACCUGAAAACUAACGAUGGUGUGAAGGACUUGUUGAAUUGUUUGCGAGACGGGUCCAAAGUCAUCUCCUUAUGCGAUAUAUACAGAGAUGAAGAUUUGAAAGAAUUGACAUUCAACAGAAUCACCGUGCGAAAAGAACUAAGCCAACCGGUACUGGUAUCGUGGUCUGGCCUGCGACAAGAUUAUUACAUUAUGACGGUUCAUCGAGAAAAUUGA